This is a messenger RNA of Scomber japonicus (chub mackerel), 1416 nucleotides long. It is a transcript of the gene crebzf, whose product is annotated as CREB/ATF bZIP transcription factor. Gene Ontology annotation, cellular component: nucleus. The transcript is spliced from 3 exons. The coding region runs from base 118 to 1014 and encodes 298 amino acids. Gene Ontology annotation, molecular function: RNA polymerase II transcription regulatory region sequence-specific DNA binding; DNA-binding transcription factor activity, RNA polymerase II-specific. Lineage: Eukaryota; Metazoa; Chordata; Actinopteri; Scombriformes; Scombridae. The record is from RefSeq and is a predicted model, not a curated record.
CGUGAUUUUACAGUAGAUGAAGCAUGGGGGAUACAUUGUAGUUUAGAGAGAGACAGACAGAUGUAGAUUGUCUGAUCCUCACCCCGGAGCAGAGGGUGGCGGUAAUGCUCCAGCUGGAUGUCAACAGGACGGGAAGAAGAAGAAGAAGAAGAAGACGAGAAAGAAGCGUCUCUCGGUGAGGACUCCAUAUCCUCUAUACAACGUCCUUGUGACCCUCUUAAACAAACCACAAUGAUCACCAGAAGAAGAGGCCGUGCUCUCAACAACUCUGAUGUGCAGCCCCUGCAGGUUGAAGUGGUAGACGCAGUAGAAGCCAUAGAUCUCCCGAGUUCAUCAGAGGGGUUCCUAACUGAUGACAUUGAUACUGCAGGAAUAGAGCUAGAUGACCUAUUUGGCGUUGAAGACUUAAAAUGGACACUUGAAAGAGAUGCAGCCUCCUCGCUCUUCGAUAUCGAGUUGGCAGAUCUUUGUGUGUACAGUGGCCAAUGUGAAGAUUCUGGGGCCGAAGCUUCAUCAGCCUCAUCUCCAGAGAGAAUGUCGUCAGACGUGAAGAUCAAAAGCAAACAAAACCAAUCACGUCAAAUGAUCAACAAAAACGCAAUCGCUGCCAGAUUGAAUCGUCUCAAGAAGAAGGAGUAUGUCAACAGCCUGGAGAAGAAAGUUGGCGUCAUGUCGGUGGAAAACAACAUUCUCAAACAGGAAAAUUCUCAGCUGACCAAGAGAGUGCAAGAGCUUGAAGAUGAGACCAGGUACCUGAGGGCUGUGCUGGCCAAUGAGAGCAUGUUAGGCCAGCUCUUGUCAAGGCUGAGUGGUGUGAAUGGGAUGAAAUUAUCUUCCUCGCUUUUCCAGGGCCCUGACCCGAAUGACCAUGACUAUGCUUUGCCAAGGAAGCGUGUGAAAGUGGAGGAGAAGGAGACAUCUGGCGGCGUGUGUCUGCAUGUGGACAGAAACCACGUCUCAGUGGAGUUCUGCACUAAGUGUGCAGAGAGUGCAAGCACAUCACUCAAAAUGUAGGGUCAAGUACUUCUCUCUGUUUUCCGAUAUUGAGACUGAGCCACUUGAUGGUGGAAGAACGCUGUUGAACUAGUUAAGAUUACCUAAGAACUGCUGAAUGUGCAUGUUUUUUUUGUGUAAUGGUUUGAGUACACGUUACUGCUAAACCUUGUCGACAGUUUCUUCUAGGUAAUGGUUGAUCUACCAUGCGGGAUGAGUGGCUUUCUGAACACCUUUACCUGCUUGACUCCAUGUGGAUUCUGCUGGUGGAAGGGGAAGAGGCUGGACAAGCUGCUGCCAACGUGGCCUGGUAUUUUUUUAAAGGUAGUAUCGGUAACAAACGGUAUACGUGAUUCCAUUUUACCAAUACUCCACAUCUAUACAUCCUGUCAGCACAGCUCAUGCAGCAUAUUGUUUGGGGGC